Messenger RNA from Amaranthus tricolor (Joseph's coat), 1859 nucleotides. RefSeq names its product protein ANTHESIS POMOTING FACTOR 1. Gene Ontology annotation, molecular function: protein binding; chromatin binding. Bases 191 to 1213 code for a protein of 340 amino acids. The record is from RefSeq and is a predicted model, not a curated record. Gene Ontology annotation, cellular component: Set1C/COMPASS complex. Lineage: Eukaryota; Viridiplantae; Streptophyta; Magnoliopsida; Caryophyllales; Amaranthaceae. The transcript is spliced from 11 exons.
CUCAGUUACUGACUCUGUUCUCUUAUACUCCAUUCUUUACUUUCGUGACUGCCGGUGUAAUUCUUCGAAAGCCGGAGACUGGGCGUGGAGUAUAUUCAACAACCCUAUUUGUUAAAAAUUCUCUCAAUUGUUCCGUCGUUUCUUCAUCCUUGUUUGACUUCAUCCAAGGAUUUCAAGCUUUUUUCCGCUAAUGGGGUUAUCAUCACUUACAGAGCUUGACGAUGAGAUUGUGCGUAGUAUGUCAAUUGGAGCAGUUUUCUCCGAUUUCGGUGGAAAGAUCAAUGCUAUUGAUUUCCACCGAACAAGUGAUCUGUUGGUUACAACCAGUGCUGAUGAUUCGAUACGCUUUUAUGACAUUGUUAAUGCCAAACUUUUGAAGACAACAUAUCACAAGAAACAUGGUGCUGACCGUAUAUGCUUCACUCACCAUGCUAGCUCUGUGAUUUGCUCUUCACAGCAUAAUCUUGAUUUAACAGGAGAAUCCCUACGAUAUCUGUCCAUGUAUGACAAUCGUUGUCUGCGCUACUUCAAAGGCCAUCAACAAAGAAUUGUGUCCUUGUGCAUGUCACCAAUCAACGAUAGUUUUAUGUCUGGUUCUCUUGACCACAGUGUAAGAAUAUGGGACCUUCGAGUUAAUGCAUGCCAGGGGAUUUUACAUUUGCGUGGAAGACCAUCAGUUGCAUAUGAUCAGCAAGGCCUUGUUUUUGCGGUUGCUAUGGAAGGGGGUGCCGUUAAAUUGUUUGAUUCACGCUCUUAUGAUAAGGGUCCUUUUGAUACAUUUUUAGUUGGUGGAGACACUGCAGAAGUCUGUGAUAUAAAAUUCAGUAAUGACGGGAAAUCAAUGCUCUUGACAACCACAAAUAACAAUGUUUAUGUUCUUGAUGCAUAUUUAGGAGAGAAGCACUGUGGAUUUAACUUAGAGCCUUCGCCCAGCACAAUAGAAGCAACAUUCACUCCUGAUGGACAAUAUGUUGUCUCAGGUUCAGGUGACGGAAGCAUGCAUGCUUGGAACAUAAACAGAAGAAAUGAGGUAGCACGGUGGAAUAGUCACAUUGGGGUUGCUUCGUGUUUGAAGUGGGCACCGCGAAGGGCGAUGUUUGUGGCAGCUUCAAGCGUUCUUACUUUCUGGAUACCUAACCAUGCCAAAAUCACAGGGGAAUCCAAUACAAAGGAAGCUGAUGUUGCCUCUAAAAUGGAAGUGCUUCCCCAUUGAACCAUAAUUACUACCCACAGUAUUGAAAAAGCUAAUGUUAAUACAUCCAAAUUUCAGAUACUUGUUUUACUUUCUUUGUGCAUUUGGAAUUUGGAUGUAUUAACAUUUGAAGAAUCAAGGAGAAACUACACCUUAGUUUUCCAUUUUUAAGUUUGUUUUAUUUUGUUUUUCAAUGUGAGAACAUUGAAUGCCUCUUGGAGGCAAGCUCCUUACUUUUACAAAAAUGUUUGAUUUGUAUUUAGAGAAAAAUAUUCAUGGAUGAAUUAAAAGUUGAACUACAAAAACUAGAUUAUUUGAGAAAAAAAAAUUAAGAUAGUAUAAUUGUUAUCAAGGGUAAGUUGUUGUAAAAUGAUAUGGAAGGAUGAAUUAAGGAAUUAAUCCCUUUAUUUUGGGAUAAAUGUUUAUCCUAAGGUAAUAAAGAGGAAAUAUUUUCCAUUCUUCACCCUUUACAUUAAGAUGAUGAUCUCUUCUUUUCUUCAUCCUCAUAUCAUUCUAUCACUUUAUACAUCUCUUUCAAAUAAACAUGACUCCAUGUCUUACUUAACUUCUUUACAUGUUUGAUAUUGAAAUAACAACUUGAUCCGUCAACAAAUUAAAAUCAAAAAAAAUUCAAAAAUAUUUUAAUAUUACUGCAAAAGCAAAAUAA